CUAAAAAUGAAAAUGACAGAUGGUCAUAUCGUACGAUUGACAAAAACAAUACUCUCUGGACGAUAGAACAUGUAACUUUAAACAGAACAGAUCUCUAAGAUAGGAUUAGGUGACAAUGAGUGCCCUGACAAUUCUAGCUGAAGAAUGUGAGCUUCUGAAUGAUUCCAAAUACAGAUCUUACAUCAGUCAGGUGGAGAAGGCACUGAAGAGCUUCGAGUACACCAGUGAGUGGGCAGAUCUCAUCUCUGCCUUGGGCAAACUUAACAAGGUACUAGUGGGUCACACUAAAUACCCAGUCAUUCCAAAGAGGGUGACCAUAGGAAAGAGGCUUGCACAAUGUCUUCAUCCUGCACUGCCCAGCGGUGUCCAUCUCAAGGCCUUGGAAACUUACGACAUCAUUUUCAAAUGUAUAGGAACUCGGAGAUUAGCACAGGACCUGUUUAUAUACAGUGCAGGGUUAUUUCCCCUGCUGGGACAUGCUGCUAUGGGGGUAAAGCCUGUGUUACUGACCUUGUAUGAGCGACACUUUGUGGCCCUGAAAAAGGAUAUCAAGCCCGGGUUAAAUGGUCUUUUGCUGGGGCUACUGCCCGGGCUUGAGGAAGGAUCAGAACUUCUUGAUAGAACUAUCUUACUGCUGGAGGAUUUUUGUUCAGCUGCGGGGCCUGAGUAUUUUUACACCUGUCUUUGGGAGUGUGUUAAGUCCUGCCCCAGUGUUCGCCUCCCUGCCAUUACCUAUCUACUGUACCACUAUAACAAGAAACAAACCAUGGAGGACCAGCUCUUUAUGAUGGGACUCAAUAUUGAUCUCAUGGUGGAAGCAUUAUGUGGUGCUAUACAGGACUCUAAUGUCUUGGUACAGCGCAGUCUCCUAGACUUCAUGAUGCUAGCCUUUCCAAUGCAUAAUGCUCAGCUUACAAAAUCCGACAUGUCCAAAAUUGUCCUAGCUGUCGUAAACGUUGUCCUGCGGAGAGACAUGUCACUCAAUCGCCGACUUUACUCCUGGCUACUAGGAUCCAAUGUCACAAACAUGGCUUCUCUGAACAUUCCUCCCGAGUUCUCCAAACACCAGCAGUCCGGGGACAGUAUCUCGACGUCCAGUGAGACAGACCUGGGCUACUUCUACACCUUCUCCAAGGAGCUGCUGAUACAGGCGUUAAAACAGAAGCUGGCCGUUACUGAGGAGGAGGAGGGGGAGGGGCGGGAGGGGACAAAACUGGGGGUCCUUAGGCCAUUCAGGAUCCUGAUGAGUUUACUAGACAAACCGGAGAUAGGUCCAGUAAUCCUUGAGAGUGUUCUCCUAUCUGUGUUCCGGUGUCUGUACAGGGAGAGUGGGAGUUACUCCAGGAAAAAACAGGAGAAGAAAGAGGGGACCAUGUCCACCAAAUCAGGAAGACUGGAGGAGGAGAGAGAGGAACGGACUCACAAUGAGCUCAUCAAGACCUGUAACCUGCUGUUUGGGGCCUUCGAGCCCUACUUCAUCUGGGACUAUGUGGCUCGAAUGUUUGAGGCAUCCUGUCAGAAGUGUGUGAGUUCUAGGAAGAUCCGCCGUACAAACUCAGUACAGGAGAGCGAUAUACCGGCCCUCCCUGAGCUGUGUACACUCGUGGAGUAUCUACUGGAUGUUAUCUCAUUGGAGACAUUUUUGGAGACCCAGACCGACCACUUGCCAGAUUUACUGUUCAGAAUCACCAACACCAUGACGCUGUACUGCACCGACAUCAGCGAGGGGGAUAUGUCAUGUACCAUACAGCUCUGCUCAAAAUUACUCUCCAAAGUACAGCCCCCAAUGAAUGCUAUAGAUAAUAAGCUUGAUGAAUCUGAGAUUGUAUCAGAAUUCCCUGGUGAGGUAAACCUGCAGGACAUCCAGAGGUUACAGGGGACACUAAAGACAGACAAUGACGUGAAGGAGAAUGGAGAGAUAAAUGAUGGGGAACAGGGAGAAGACCCACAGACAGACCAACAAAGUGAAAACAAAGAGGCUAAUAGAGAAACACUGGAGGAUAGUACAGUACAGGACGCUGACCAAUCAACAGGAGGUCAGCAGGGACCUCGCCAUUGGACCGUGAAGCGUCAGGGGUCACGGUACCCUCUUAACAUGAUGCAGGCGUGUGUGGAAUGUUAUCAGAACUUCUUCCACGUUUACACAACGAAGAAGAUCUUACAAAGUGAGGAGAUUUCUCGUCAGUGUCUUGAGGGACUGGUGCUUCCUCAGGAGGCAGUGAGGAGUGAGGAGACAGAUUCGGUGUUAGAUACUGCCUCGGAUUACAGCUAUGAGGAUAGUUUUCCUUCAGGUGUUGACCAAUCAAAUCGUCCAAAGCUAGUCACUGUGGACUCGUUAACAGAGGACGUGGUUACUACGUUUAAAAAUGCCUGUAAACUUUUGUCAGAGUUUUCCAACUUUCCGAUUUAUUGUACAGAUUUUCAGAAAGCAAUGAAAAGGUCACAAAGUAAUGCUGAAGGAGAAGAGCUGCCCCCAUGGCUACAGGAUCUGAUCACCUGUAAUGUUGCCAUAGAGAACUUUGAGAUUCAGAGCGCGACCAUCAGCAUUAUCCUGGAACUGAUUCAGCUGACACGCUCCGUCGGUUCUGAUGACACUGAUCACUCAACUGUAGAUCAUUCUCCAACAGGAGGCACUGUGUCCGUGAUGAUUUUACCAGCACUGCUUCCAAAACAUCUCAAGUAUCUCAACAACAACACAGUCUUCUAUAAGGUAUUAGCCGAGAUUUUGUGGGGAUUUUUGGACAGUUCCUCCCCGCAGUAUCACCAGCAGGCUGUCAGGAUGUUCUACCUCCUUCAUCAAGUCGCCCCGUCAUCCUGGGUGUGUGAGGACGUGAUUGGUCGAUAUUUUGUCUCGGACAAUGAGGUGGUGAAGAUUGAGGCCUUUAAGAGAUUUGCCGUCCUGUGGCAUUUGACCAGGAACAUCAGAGACAUUUCUACCCCCACUGGAUCUCAUAGGAAGUUUGACAGGUCAAUGUUUGUAGUACUGGACAGUUUGAGGGAGGAGAACAGUACAGUGAAGGCUGUGGCUACCACCUGGCUGACCCAUCUCCUUCAGCGGGGGGACAUAGGGAGGGUGCUGGACCCUAUACUUCACAUGUUACUGCACCCUGAUACCGCCAGGAUAUCCAUUCAGCAUGUUAACAUCCACACACCUCGUAAAGUUCAUUUAUCAGAAUCAUCUGAGGAGGGAUCAGAAGCCCAGAUCUAUGCCAUCAGCAGUGAGGGAGGGAACAUCAUCUACCAUGUGUCUAACGAGGGUCGUAAAAUCACGGGGAGAAAUGCAGAGAACCUGAAGCAGCUAGCCCUAGUAAUGGGGGAACAUGGAUCCACUUCACUAACCCCACAUGAAGAAGAACUGCACUUCGAUCGAGUCAGACCCGAUGAUUUAAAUCUACAGAUAAAUCCAUGGGGAUCCGAGAACUCGUUGGAUAAGUUUGACGGAUUUGAUCAUUCAACUCCCACUCAGGCUAAUCUUACCACUGCCAAAAGGUUGGAUAAAGAAACUUGUGUUAAGGAAGGUAUCUUUUUUGGUGAUGAAGGUGAGGAAAUUAAAGAUGAGGAUAAGGGAGAUAACCCACAAUCACAAGUGAAGGGAGAUAAUCCAACUUCACAGGAAAUAGUUGAAUGGGUGCUGGACUGGAUCUUGAAUCAAGUGAUGGAACAAACCAAUGCAGAACAGAACAAACAGAAAGCUCUGGAGAGAACAGCAAGUGUGACAAGUAGUGAAGUACAGGACCAUGAUAUUCUGAACAGUAUAGAGAGGAGAGGUCUGGAUAUAGACUCUCCCACAGGAAGUGAGCUGGAUAUGUCCAAAGCCACUCAGAGGGAGGACAGGGUCAACACAGACAUACACACUCUACACAUGCACAUGCUUCUGUACACACAAAAGUAUGAUGGUAAAAGGACAUUGUAUGCCCUGGAAAUGCUAAAGUCCAUGUUGGCUGCCUGUCCAAGGCUUAUUGUGACAGCAUUAGUUACUACCAGUAUUAGCUCAGUCCGAACACGACAACUGGCCAAAUUACAAACUCUAUUGGCCAGGCACAGAAAGUCUAUUUUUGGGAAGAACUUCUUUGGAGACCUUCCUUCAGAAGUGUUAUCUAGUUAUAGAAGUAAUAUGUUCAUAGAAAUAAUGAUAUCUGUGUGUUUGUACUUUAUCCGAAGUUAUUUUCCAAAUUUAAUGAUGAGUAAGUUGUCCACAGAGGAACUGAAUUGUAACAAAGAGGUUCAAAUCGUAGCCACUGAGGUCCUGUCUUGUCUUUUGUCUGAGUUAAUUACCAUCAUGAAGGAGAGUGGGAAGAGUCUUAUGUCAUACAUCAAAGACCUACUGGGUAGAUGUAAACUUCAGAAAGCUAUUCUAUACUCUUGUCUGGCCUCUGUCUAUAACUGCAGAAAGAAGAGUGCCGGUGGGAGUUCAUCUAAUAUCACAGAAGCCAUUAUUCAAUUUAACGAGGAGAAUCUUGACCCAUCUUCCAAUGAAACAUUCCAAAUAAAGUUACUCAGUUUGCUACUGGUAAUGAUUAUGCUAGAACACAAUGCCCAGAAAACCCAAAGUGAAAGUGAAAAUACUGCUCCACAACCCCAGGAGUGGGAAAAACAAAAAGUGAAUUUUCACCAAUCACUGAUGAAUGUUAAAUUCACUGUUGGACAGCCUGUAGUUCAGCAACAAAUGUUGCUUUCAUGUGUUCUCAGUGCCUUAAAACAGCAACAUAUGGCUCACAUGCACAGACACUGGGUGGCUAUGGUAACCUCCAGUCUGCCCUAUAUGGGUAAAUCCUUGUGCAGUAUUGUGCUGACUGUGACAUCACAGCUGUGUAGGAAUUUAGAGAUUCUGUCUGUACAGUACAGUCCUGAGGAACAGAACUCUCAGCAGAGUGAUGUCCAGAGUUAUCUCCCCGUGGACCACAUUGUAACUAUCCUGGAGGGACUGACUACCCUGUGUCACUACUGUCUGCUGGACAAUGUGGCUCCUGUGUCUGUAGGGCUACAGUCCCCCUCCAGCACCACCGUCACCAUGGAGAGCAGCAGUGCGGGGCAGAUCCUGAACAAUCUGAUCAGUGUCUUCAACCCUUCCCCAAACAGCAGGGAGGUAAGCCCAGCCCGUGAUUUGUCCCCGGCUCCGGUGAGGGAGGCUCGUAACGGUCUACUGAGUAUCAUGCCGCGUAUCAUUGCCUGUAUGGCCUCACUAUGGAGAGCUGUCAAUGUGGACGAGGACUCAAGCAAAGUACAGGAGAGUAACACAUGGAUCAUGGGGAGACCAAAGGUAAUUCGACAGUGUGUGCUGAAUUUCUUGAGCCCGCUUUCUUUACCCCAUGGGGCUCACCUUCUGGGGGCUGUGGGUGUGGCUUGGAAUGAUCGUCGGAAGAAAGGGUCACCUUCAAACAAGAAGAGCACUGCUUGUGAGGAUCAGCUCUUGUUGGUGGACUUGAUAAGUGCAAUAAAAGUUCUACCUACUGACACACUGGUACAGACAAUAAACAAAGUGUUAAGACAACCACCACAAACUGAGAUUAGCAAAAGCAAGAAGAGUAUUCCUUUGGAGGUGAACAUGCUGCAGUUCUUUUAUUCCUAUGUACAGCAGACUCCGGUGACCCAGUUAAUGGACUCCUGGGGGUUUCUACUGACUUUAUUGAGGGACGGGAUGCAGCUUAACCUGUCCCCUCCUGGAAAAUUUCUCUUAUUACAGAUCCUAUGUGAGUUUGUACAGAAGAUCCCUCAGAUAGAGGAGAAAAAGAACCAGAAGGAGUUACAGGAGCUGGCCCAGCGUCUCCUGGAGAUGAUCGGACUCAUCGCGGGGUCUUCACUGGAGCAGACGACGUGGCUCAGGAGAAAUCUGGCAGUCAAACAUACACAGCAGAUAGCAGGAUCAGAGAUUGAUGACGAGUCAGAGACAGACCAGGAGAUGAUAGAGAGAAAGGUGGCAGAUCCUAAACAGAUCAGUGUCCUGGAUUCUAAAUAUAGUGUACAGGCCUUGACCCUGCUGGCAGAGGUGACGGCCCCUUUGUUGGAUGUUAUUUAUAGCAGUGAUGAAAAGGACAAAGUAGCACCUUUCUUGUCCACCAUAUUGUACAAUGUCUUCCCAUAUCUCAGGAAUCACAGUAUACCCAACAUUCCCAGUUUCCGGGCCUGUUCCCAGAUCCUGUCUUCAGUCAGCGGGUACCAGUACACACGGAAAGCCUGGAGGAAGGAGGCGUUCGAGCUCCUGAUGGAGCCCUGCUUCUUCCAGAUGGAUGUCCGAUGUAUUGGGUACUGGCGGUCAGUCGUGGACAACCUGAUGACCCACGAUAAAACAACAUUUAAAGAUCUCAUGAAAAUGAUUUCUGAUGGAGGCCAGAUAUUUCCAAAAUUGAUUGGUCGAGUAACAUUCAACCAGUCUGGUUCACUGAACCUGUUCAGUUCUAAGGAGCAGGAAUUAGAACAGCGAGCUCAGAUGUUAAAGAGGCUGGCCUUCACUAUCUUCUGUAGUGAGCCUGACCAGUAUCAGAAAUCCAUGCCAGACAUACAAGAGCGUUUGGCGGAGUCCCUGCGGGUGCCUCACCAGGCCCCCUCCAUUAUGGCCCAGGUGUUCCUGUGUGUCAGGGUCCUGAUUCUGAGGAUGUCCUCCCACCAGCUGACCUCCCUGUGGCCCACGGUCAUCACCGAGAUGGUUCAUGUCUUCAUGCAGAUAGAGCAGGAACUGUCAAAUGAUACAGAUGAAUUUAACGUGUUUUUACGCAGCAAGAGCAGGACUCAGAUUGCUAGGAUCGCAGCCCUGGACUCGAGCUGGGCUCACCUCGGGAACGGAUUGAAUGCCCACAACAACCCUGCCUGGCUACAGCUGUAUCUGAGUGUGUGUAAACUACUGGACCUGGCCCUAGCUCUCCCAGCAGAUGUAGUCCCACAGUUCCAACUUUACCGCUGGGCCUUCAUCGGUGGGGUCGCUGCUGGGAAUGAUAAUGGCGACAGUGAUGGGGAUGAGGAAGAGGAGCAGAAAGAGGAGAAAAAGAAGAAAAAAAAAAGGAGACCCAAGUUUGUCCCCCACAUCAUCCGCCUCACCAAGCUGAUUAAUGACAGGGUUGGAGGAGCUACCCCCAUUAUGAAGCAAACUCAAGGGAGACCACUUCUGACUCAGUCCUACUUGAAAUCCCUGACAGAGUUACAGCCCUUCUUUAACACCCUCUGUCAUUCUGGAGCCUCCGAGAGUGAAUACACAAUGGCAGGCAAGAAAUCCAGCAAACAGGUGACCCAUAAUGGUGUAGAUCAAGGUCAUAAGAAGGGGAUUCCCAAGUCAAAGUCUACUCCUGCCAAAAUGGAUAAACUCCAGCGGUCAGACGUCCAGCUGACCCAGCAGCAGAGAAGUAACAGACAGAUUAUAGAGGAACUCGUGGAGAGGGAUUUCCUGGAGCCCUGCCCUCUACGCUAGGUCAAAGUCAUGCUGCAGGGGUCACAUGGAAGAAGCUGGUCCCCUUGACCAGUCAAAGAGAGGCAAGGGUAUGAGGGACAGAGAGGAUUUAUCAUGAACAUUUCCCAGUGUGCUAAAUGAAGGGCUGAGCAAAGGAUGUUGGGAGGGGUUGGUGGGAGAGGAGUUGAAGAACAAUACUUCCAAUGUUAAAAUUUUUUUUGGUUCUGUGAAUCAUGAAUAAAAAUUUAGACACUAGUGAAUUUAAAUGUUCUCGGUGAAGGAACAUGAUAAAAUUACUAUAAAUGGAAAUAAUAGCUUUACAGUGCUUGUCAUGGUGAAAUAAAUUCACUUUGCUAUUUAGAUUUGAACUCCAUUAAAUAAAGCUUUCUCUGUUUUGAAAACUAUUUUUUUUUUAAACAAAACUAUAUUGAGUAAUGAAAAGUUUAUUUCAUUUACAUGUGCAUGUUCAGCUUUACGUCUAGUCAUUUUAUGUUAUGUGCAAUUUAUUGUUUAAAGCUUUAUUUCUUUUAAAAUUUUGCAUGUUUUCAUGCUUUGAGGAUGACAAGUUCAACUCUGCAUGUCUAAGGAUUUUUGAUUUUGUGAAAUUGAUUUACAAUUAUGUUGUUGCAGACUUAUUUGAUUUGCUUAUACACAUAGUUCCAUUUAAAAUAAACAAAAUCUUAUUUUAUUUCUAAAAAUUCCAAAUGAAUUGAUUGUGUUUGUUUACAAGUGUGAUUAUAUAAAAUAUUUGUGUUCAUAAAUAUCCCAUUACUGUUUCUGUAAUAUAUUGUGAUAAAAAGUUCUAUUGUAAUGUUACAAAACUUUGUGCUAAAAAGGUAUAGACCUUAGAUAAGUUGUAUAUUAUUGUUAUUGAUAAGUUAUAUCUUAUUUGGAUGCAUAAGGAAUUAAUUUAAUAUAACAUAUUUCGUACCCACUUGAUUCCUAUAAAACAGGGUUCGACACUAACGCUAGCCCGCUGGCCCGGGCCGGGACAACUGAAUAUUGAGGUCG
This is a messenger RNA of Saccostrea cuccullata (small rock oyster), 8389 nucleotides long. RefSeq names its product protein dopey-1-like. The transcript has 30 exons. Bases 116 to 7399 code for a protein of 2427 amino acids. Gene Ontology annotation, biological process: Golgi to endosome transport. Lineage: Eukaryota; Metazoa; Mollusca; Bivalvia; Ostreida; Ostreidae. The record is from RefSeq and is a predicted model, not a curated record. Gene Ontology annotation, cellular component: endosome; trans-Golgi network.